CGCACUAUCCGUACUCACGUCUUUGCGAUGUGUGUUCUGCAACAUGGCAGCGAUCAGGGGAAAGGUGGCACAGAGUUGUCUGACAACAUGUUUCUUAAGACAGACGGGCAUCGGCAGUAUCAGCACUUUUCCACUCCUUGCGACACGGGGCGAGACUCCUGCUAUACAGACGUCUCAUCUGCACACAUAUAGAGGAAGUAGGAGUCCUCUGGUCAGGGCGAUCCUGGGGCGACACAAGGAUGGACAACUGCUAUUGGUCAGCUCGCUGUCGGUUAGACACAACAGUACACAGACAUCAGGCAAUGUUCAAGGCGCUGUCUCAGACACCACCACAACAGCUGCAGCGGCUGUUGACCCUGCCUCCUUCAUCGCCCAACCAAUCACAGAGCAGUUGGCUGAAGUUGCCCCCACGGUAGUGGACGUGCUGCAAGGGGUGGGAGCCGAGGUCAGGCUGACCGAGCUGGGAUUGGGCGCCCACACACCAGUGGGGCUGGUCCAGAACCUCCUGGAGUACAUGCACUUGGACCUGGGGCUGCCCUGGUGGGGGGCCAUUGUCAUAGGGACAGUGAUGGCCCGCUGCCUCGUGUUCCCGGUCAUCGUGAAGGGCCAGAGGGAGGCUGCCAAACUCAACAACGUGAUGCCGGAGAUGACCAAACUCACCAACCGCAUGAACGAGGCCAAGCAGAGCGGGAACAAGUUCGACUUUGCAAAGGCAUACUCCGAAAUGAUGCUCUUCCAGAAGAAGUACGAUGUGAAUCCACUUAGGGGCUUCCUAGUGCCUCUCGUGCAGAUGCCCGUGUUCAUCUCCUUCUUCAUCGCCCUCCGAAAGAUGUCCUACCUCCCAGUUCCCAGCAUGCAGACCGGCGGGGCGCUGUGGUUCCCUGACCUGACUAUGGCAGAUCCCUACUACAUCCUGCCACUGGCCGUCACGGGCACCAUGUUCGCCAUCCUGGAGCUAGGGGCAGAGUCUGGUGUGGACAACCCCAACCUGCGGGCGAUGAAGACUGUGCUGAGAGUCAUGCCUUUCUUCAUCCUGCCGCUAACCAUUAACUUCCCCACGGCGGUGUUUACGUACUGGAUGACGUCCAACCUGUUCUCGCUCGGCCAGGUGGCGCUGCUGAGGCACCCGGUGGUACGGGACAAGCUCUGCAUCCCCGAGAGGAUCGUCCACCCGCCCUCUGCCAUGCCCGCCCAGGAAGGCUUAUUUGACACCAUCAAGAAAGGUUGGAAGAACGCUCAGAUUGCACAGCAGCUGGAGGAGAGGGAGAGGAGGAUAAAAGGACACCUGGACAUCGCCGCUAAAGGACCACUGAGGCAGACGUUCACCGACAAUCCUUUGCAGCAGACGGCGCCUGUUUCGACCUUGCCAAAGGCGUCCGACAGCAAGGCUGGAAAGAAGCGGCCAUGGGAAGACACUAUAGGCUGAGGGGAGGGUCAUAGAGAGGUCUGGGCAGAAAUUAUUGGUUGAAUGGAGGCUUACAAGUAAGCUUGGAAGGAUGUGAUUGGUUGAUACCAAGGUGACAGACAGGAGAAUACCUCCUCCACUGUGUACAUAUUUAUUGUGUUGAAGUGUGCGAGACGUAGAGGAGUGUUUUUGUUUAGGGGAAGUGGGAGCAUUGUACUUGUAUUAUAAUCAAUAAAGAGCACAUUGGAUGCCUUGA
Messenger RNA from Clupea harengus (Atlantic herring), 1661 nucleotides. RefSeq names its product OXA1L mitochondrial inner membrane protein (gene oxa1l). Gene Ontology annotation, cellular component: mitochondrial inner membrane. The record is from RefSeq and is a predicted model, not a curated record. Gene Ontology annotation, biological process: protein insertion into mitochondrial inner membrane from matrix. Gene Ontology annotation, molecular function: membrane insertase activity. Lineage: Eukaryota; Metazoa; Chordata; Actinopteri; Clupeiformes; Clupeidae.